GCCCCCUCAGGUGCAGCUCAUUAAAAAGCUGUGAAAGCGGAACAAUGGCGUCAGACCGAGUGAAGAGAGAGCGCCAAACUUUAAUCGUAAACAAUGUCAUCGAGCGGAGUGGAAAGUGCAGCUCAGAGCCCGCUGCUCUCCUCCAGUUUCUGUUUCAGCCCGUGGUCCUGUGUUUGCGUGAAGGGAUGGUCGGCCACAGCGUGGAACGGCCUCCCCGAGCCGCUGCUGGCGGCGGCGGCCGCCUCCUCCGGCUGCUCCGCCCCGGAGCCGUGGCUCCUCCCCGGCUGCAGCUCCGUCUUCGACAGCCUGGUCAGUAACGUUUCUCUGGUGUCGUCUCCUCCUCCGGCGAGCAGCCUGCGAGGAAGAGAGAGAGCUGUCAGCAGCAAAGCUCGCAGUCUGUUUUCCUUCAGGCCGUCCAUCCUGGAGCGCUGUAUCCUCAAAGUGUCCACCAGCAGUGUGGCUGUGGGGACGGACGAUUUGGACAAGAGGUCUGCCCUCGGUCGCUGCUACCCCCGCCUCCUCGAUCCGGCCAACACCGAGACCAACGAAGCGGUUCUGAAGCGGCGGCAGAAACAGAUCCACUACGGCAAGAUCACCAGCGGCUACCAGAACUACCUGCAGCAGGUGCCCAAACACCAAAGGGACCCUAAGCUCCACCCAUCCACCCCUAACAUGUACAGGAAGUACAGCCGGCGCUCCUGGGACAUGCAAGUGCGUCUGUGGAGGCGAGCGCUGCACCUGUGGGACCCGCCUACCGAAAACCAGCCGGACGCCAUUGACGCAGAGGACCCGGUGGAGCAACUGCAGAGUCAGCUGGCGAAGAUGACGUCUGGUCUGUGUGAGGACAGAAGACAAAAGCAGAGAGAGAAGGAGUCUCCUCCAGCUUCUGAAGCCUCCUCUGUGUCUCUGUCGGCCGGGACAUCACUUGAGCUUGGAGGACCCUGGACCGUCCCGUUCUCACCGGAGGCAGAGAUGAGCCAUCGGCCUCUUCGCUCCCCCCCCGGCCUGAGUGCCUCCCUCAGUAGUCAGCUGACCUCCAAGGACAACAUGACCGACUGGCUGCGCCUCCUGCUGGAGGCCGACCAUACCCAAGAUCUGGGUUCUGACGAUCAGCAGGUUCCUGUGUUUUCUGACCAGCUCUCCUGGAAUCCGUACUGAUCUGAAACCAGCGACGUCCAUUCGACGGUCCUCGUCAUUGAAACUGGACGUGACGGCGUUGUGGUCUCGACCUCGUACUGUGAUCGCCACUCUGUUGCAGGAACGUGUGUUUGUGGUUUCCGGUACGUUUGUCUUUUUAAGAUCGCUGAAGAUUGACUGUAACGACAGCAGGGAUGUGAUUGGUCCUUGAUCCUCGUUGCAUCGACCCUCCAUGGUCUUUUCACAAGGGGUAGGGUCCGAGCAUGUUGCUUUAGUUUGCACGUUGUAUAUUUAUUUAUGUUGAUCACGUCUCACCUGCAUCAUGUUUUAGUUCUGCACUGAUGGAACAGCUGCCAAUAGUUUGUACUUGACGUCACUUUUGUGUAUUGAUCAUUUUGUCACAUUAGCGCCCCUCUGUGGCUGCCGUUGUCUUUGCUCCACCAUCACCUUCAUGCUCUGGCUCCUCCUCACCGAUAUGUUUUUUCUAAAAAACAAAACUCUGAUUGUUGGAGGGAGAAGCUGCUACUUUGUGUUGUUGUGAGUUUUCUUUUACUUGUUGUUUUGUGCUGCUCGAUUACGAGAGCAAAGCUGAAAUAUGUGAUUAAUAAAGAUGUAAAUAAAGUGUCGUGAAUUCA
This is a messenger RNA of Hippoglossus stenolepis (Pacific halibut), 1772 nucleotides long. It is a transcript of the gene slbp2, whose product is annotated as stem-loop binding protein 2. The coding region runs from base 94 to 1158 and encodes 354 amino acids. The transcript has 9 exons. NCBI's taxonomy places the organism in Eukaryota, Metazoa, Chordata, Actinopteri, Pleuronectiformes, Pleuronectidae. Gene Ontology annotation, biological process: mRNA transport; mRNA 3'-end processing by stem-loop binding and cleavage. The record is from RefSeq and is a predicted model, not a curated record. Gene Ontology annotation, cellular component: histone pre-mRNA 3'end processing complex; cytoplasm. Gene Ontology annotation, molecular function: histone pre-mRNA stem-loop binding; mRNA binding.